This is a messenger RNA of Notothenia coriiceps (black rockcod), 4005 nucleotides long. RefSeq names its product high mobility group protein HMGI-C. Gene Ontology annotation, molecular function: DNA binding; transcription coregulator activity. The record is from RefSeq and is a predicted model, not a curated record. NCBI's taxonomy places the organism in Eukaryota, Metazoa, Chordata, Actinopteri, Perciformes, Nototheniidae. Gene Ontology annotation, biological process: regulation of DNA-templated transcription. Bases 272 to 631 code for a protein of 119 amino acids. Gene Ontology annotation, cellular component: chromatin; nucleus. The transcript is spliced from 6 exons.
CUGGGGUAUUCGUGACUGGACGUCUGGGGGGAUCACACACAUUUCCGAUUAGAGGAGAGAGGGAGAGAGAGAGAGAGAGAGAGAGAGUUUACCCUUUCAAUCCAACCAAUGAGACGGUCGAUACUCUGAGAUUUUCAGAGUUGUGCAGGAGCACAAAGUGAGCUGACCGUGUGUGAACUUCCAGGUAAAGCUAGAACCGUCUCAAGCCCUUGAGGCUGCUUCUCCAGGCUUUGAUGCCCACACUCUUUGAAGCAGGUGGACAGACACAGGCAUGAGUAAUCGUGGGACCAAAGAGCCGUCUCCCGAGCCGAGCACUGCCCAGUCUCCUCCUGAGCCUCAGCGCAGGGGCAGGGGUCGGCCCCGGAAACAGCAGCAGGAGCCUGUUGGGCCACCGACUCCGAAGAGACCGAGAGGACGACCCAAAGGCAGCAAGAACAAAGGCCCCAAAACUGCACUGAAGAAAGUAGAGCCCGUUGGUGAGAAACGUCCGCGUGGGCGACCGAGGAAAUGGCCCCGGAAAGUAGUACAAGUAGCUGAAGAGCAGCAGGGCUCUUCAGAAGAGACUGAGGAUGAUCCCUCGCAGCUCGAGCCUCAGACAUCUCAGGUUCCAGCGCAGGAGGAAGGGGAGUAGAUGGGAUGCCUUUCGACCUACCUCAAGGUUUGGCCUCAAACAAACAGGGGUCAGGGGUCUGACCCCUUUCUGUGAUGGGAAUUCAGGAACACACACAUAACCACACAAAAAGAAGUCAUUGCAGACAGUUGUUUCUUCUCCCGAUAUGAUACUGUACCCUGGUUUUAUUAGUUCGCUGUAAGAGUUUGAUGAACAAGCUCUGUUUUUACUUCGAAUAAUUUGAUCUUUCAAAAUAGCUUUUUUUUAGCAAAUAGUUUGACAUUUUGGGAAUUGUGCUUGUUCACUUACACCAAGAGUUGCAUCAAAAGAUUGAUACCAAUCUCAUAUCUGUACGGUUACUAUUAAGCUACUACCAGAAGCUGGUUAGCUUAACUUAGCAUAAAGACUGAUAGCAGUUUUUAGUUAAUUGUUCACACAGUUACUGCAAUGUGCCUUUCGAGUUUUAAAUGUGUAAGGUAAAAUGUUCAACUUCAGACUGUGUCCAGUCUGAAUGCUUCGCUUAAGAUUCAUUGUUUUUUAGAAAUCUUCUUAUCUAACUUUUGGAAAGGUUGCCAAGAAGCGUAUUUACCCAAAAAGUUAAACUAUUGCUUUAAGGAUGCCCACUCUCUUAACCUCUCUGCUUGUCUCUGAGCGGGUGUGUGGACAGGAUUGUGGGUUAAAAUUGAGAGAAAAAGGAACUAACCUUGACUGUUUUAUUGAAAGAAAAAUCUAAAUCAAGUGUCAUGAAUUCUCAUAUGAAAUGGGAGCAAGAUGGUGACAUUUUUUGUGAUGUUACAAUAUAAACAUGGUGCUCUGAAGUCAUUAUUAUAAAAGUAGAUGUGAAAGAUUUUAUUCCAAAAGGAGAUAUCCAGUUUGGGAGAAAAGAAAUGUCUUAUGUUCAUUACUCAAAGUUAAAAAGUAAUGCAUAACAAUUACCAAUUGUAUUUCCUCUUCCACCCUCCAGCAAGUAAAAAAGCACCAAAAGGUUUAUAUGGAUGUCUUGUUUUGGAAAGAAACCCUUCAUAUUUACUUUAGUCAACAACAUUGUUGGCAUGUCAUUUUACCACACUCAGGAUUUUACUAUUACAGUGCUUUUACACCAUAUUGAAACCUCAGGUACUAAAAUAUUCAGGAACAUGUUGUCAGUCUACUCAGUAAAAAUGAUUGUGCUGUGUUUGUUGUGCAUUUCUGAUUUGUGUUUGACAUUACCAGUUUGCCUUGACACAAAGACCUCAUUUAAACCUCAGAUGCCCUCAGUUUCUUAAACUCUCAUACUACCUCAGUAACAAAAAACAUCGCAACAAAAUAACUUUUCACUCCCUCUGCAGCAACAACGACACACACACACACCCUCACACAAACACACAAACACACACAAAGGGUUUUCAGGCUUACACACAAAAGCACACAUCACACACCAGCAGAGGAUUUUGCGAUUGGUGUACAAAAAAAGCAUCAUUGUAAUUUUCUUUAAAAAAUGUAUUUGUUAAAAGCUGAAGUGAGACUCCUGGGAAAACAAUGCAUCCAAUAGUUUACAAAACAACUUGAUAAAAUACUUGCUUUUUUAGGGUGUACUUCCUUAUGAAAUACUUGUUUGUUUUUUGGGUAUUUCUCAUUUUUUCUACAUCAUGGUUUUUCUCAUUCGUACACUGUAAAUUGUAUGUGGGACACUCUUAAUAAGUGUAAUUACAAAAAAAACAAGGGCAGCAAAUAACUUCAAGUUGCUGAAAUACAUGACAAGGUGGAAAUAAAUGGUGGAAAAUAAGUAAAUAAUAUUUCACACUGCAUCUUUAACCGUUCUCUUUGUUGUUCUACUCAUUUAUGAAAGGAAAAAAGGUUGUUCCUUCAUUUUUCUAUAUGGUCGUUAUAAGAGACUUUUAGUGACCCGCAACAAUUGGGCUACUAUGUGAUAGUAAUGCUGAUCGCAAAAAUAUAUUAUACCAGAAGAAUAAGUAUACAUUUGUUAACAAAUGACUCAUUGAUCAACCCAUAGUUGUUAAUUAAACUUUUAAUUUGUGGUUCUUCUUUCUAACUUGUGGUUUCAAGUCAUGCAGAUAGUUUUGUUUUUUGACCAGUUCUGAGAUAUGUGUUUCUGAAUCUCAAAUACAAUGGAAAUUAAUGGAAUUCGAUUUGUGGUCAACGCUUGUGGGGUUUAAAAGAGAAAUAAAACAAUCUGAAUGAUGUAAAAAACACAGUUUAAGGGUAACCCCUAAAUAUACUUGUUUAUCUUUAAUAAAUCAUCAUAAAUAAUCACUCAGAGUACUUGGUAAUAAUGGUAUUUCAAAGUAUUUUUUCUAUAAUUUCCAAUUGUUUAGUUAAUUAAAAAAUAAAGAAGUUUCCAGGUUCCAGUCUUUUAAUACAGUAACGUUUUUAAGACCUUGGUGGUCAAUAUUUCUGCCCUUAAACUGACAGUAAGCUUAUUUCAUUUCAUUUUUCAUAUCACUGAUGGUAUGUAAUAUCCCCAUUUGUGUAUGUAUUUCAGCAUUGUUGGGUAAAUUGCUGCCAUGGAGCUUAAUGAAUUUACAGACAGUUAUGUUUUAUUGUACAACUGCAUUGACGUUACGUUUUGCCCUUUUGGACUACCUCUAAAAAAAUGAAUAAGCCAAGGACGUCUCUGAAGAAAGUCUUUGGCUAGUGGUGUCUGACCUUUUCCACAGAACCUGCAGGAGAUGUGGAUCAUGAAAUCUUGAAAUCAUUGUCUAACUAGUACUGUUGUAGUCCACUCAUCUCGCAACAUUCACGUCACCAUAAUUAACGUAAGUCAGCCUGAAGGGCGCCUCUUAAUUUAACUACGGCUGGGUUAGUGUUUGUUGUUUUACACAAGCUGUGUCUGGAUAUUUACUCUCGAUAAGGGGACAACGUUGUUCUGUGAUCUUACUGAUAGUACAUACAGUACUUGAUCCAUAUUCAACUAUUGAAAAGUUGAAGUGUAACUUGAGAAAUCAUCUUUUAUGCCUUACUUUUAACACCAUUUUGUAGUUAUGUUAUUGAUGUGUCCUCAUCCAAUACAUUAAUACAACUCACAAACCUGUGAUAUAUGUUUUGUAAUGAUUCUUUACCAUGUGAUUUGUGUUAUUCUGCUUCUUUAUCCCUUAUCAAUAAAAUAUCACACCCAUCAACUCUUUUGUCAUGGGUUUGUACAUCAAAACCUUUUUUCUUUCAAAUUGGUUUAAAUUGUUUUAAUGUAUACAGAUGGUAACAGAUCUUCUUUGCUCAAUAAAGAGGAAACAAAACAGUGAGGGACUCCUCACUUAAGGAUGAAAAAACAUCCAGAGUUCAAGCUCAUCAGAGACAAAAGACCACAAAAUCAUUAAAACACAAGUGUGCAUUUCUCCCUUCAAACAUGGAAGUAGAUAUUGAAGCUCAGAAGAACUUCACUGAAAAGCUACCAAACA